AUGGCCGGCGCUCGCACAACCGCGCGAGCUUUGGCGAAGCCCUUCCUGAUCGGUGGAUCGGCGGGACUCGCAUACGUCGCCUACAAAGCGCUUAACCCCAAACCCACACCUAGCUACGCCGAGCUGACAAGAGGCGGGCCCAACGGCGGACACUCUACACCGCCAAAGGUACCGACUCUGCCCACACGGCAGGAGCACCUUGCGCGGCUGCGCGCCGCCAGCACCGAGGACACCCAGUACGAUCUCGUCAUCAUCGGCGGCGGAGCUACAGGCGCUGGAAUCGCUCUCGAUGCCGCGAGUAGAGGGCUGAAGGUGGCGUGUGUCGAGCGGGACGAUUUCUCCUCCGGAACGUCGUCCAAGUCGACGAAGCUCGUUCAUGGGGGCGUCAGGUAUCUGGAGAAGGCGGUAAAGGAACUGGAUUACUCACAAUACACACUCGUGCGCGAGGCGCUGAAGGAGCGCGCAGUGUUCCUGACUAUCGCGCCGCAUCUGAGUAUGAGUCUGCCGAUCAUGCUGCCCAUCUAUCAGUGGUGGAAGGCGCCGUACUUCUGGGCGGGUACCAAGUGUUACGAUCUCCUAGCGGGGAAGGAGAAUCUCGAGAGCUCGUACUUCUUGACGAGGGGAAAGGCUCUGGAGGCGUUUCCGAUGUUGCGAGGCUCGGGUCUGGUGGGCGCGCUUGUGUACUACGACGGAUCGCAUAACGACUCUCGCAUGAACGUCACAAUCGCACUGACGGCCGCAUUGUACGGAGCCACGGUCGUCAACCACGCCGAGGUCAACGAGCUUGUCAAGGACUCGGCGACGGGCAGAAUCACUGGAGUGAGAGUGAAAGACUUGCUCUCGGGGAAGAGCGGAGACGACUUCUUGGUGCGAGCAAAGGGUGUGAUCAACGCUACGGGGCCAUUCACCGACUCAAUUCGAAAGCUUGACCAUGCUGAGACCCAGGAGAUUGUGGCACCCAGCAGCGGCGUGCACAUCGUGCUACCUGGAUACUUCUCUCCGGCCCGAAUGGGCCUCAUCGAUCCGAGCACCUCCGACGGGCGCGUGAUCUUCUUCCUCCCUUGGCAGGGAAACACAAUCGCCGGCACCACUGAUGCGCCGACGACGAUAACUCCACACCCUCUCCCCCGAGAGGAGGAGAUCAACUGGAUCCUCUCCGAGGUUCAGCGUUACGUCUCACCCGAGAUCACCAUCCGCCGUAGCGACGUCCUUGCGGCCUGGUCCGGAAUACGCCCGCUCGUCAAGGACCCAGACGCGAAGAAUACCGAAUCUCUCGUCCGAAACCACCUGAUCAACAUCUCAGACUCUGGCCUCAUCACCAUCGCCGGCGGAAAAUGGACCACCUACCGACAGAUGGCCGAAGAAGCCGUCGAUGCCGCCAUCAAGGAGUUCCGCCUCAUGCCCGGCCCCAAACCCGCCGCUUAUUCCUCGCCCGGCAUGAUCCCCAUCACCGGCAAUUGCCAAACAGAGCACGUCCAACUCGUUGGCGCCCACGGCUUCUCCAAGACGCUCUUCAUCCACCUGAUCCAGCACUUCGGCAUCGACGCCGAGGUCGCACACCACCUCGCCCACAACUACGGCGACCGCGCCUGGGCGGUGGCAUCGCUCUCGGAGCCAACCCACGCGCGCUUUCCUCUGCGAGGCAAACGCCUCGCCGAGCUCUACCCCUUCAUCGACGGCGAAGUCCGCUACGCCGUGCGCAGCGAACUCGCACAAACCGCCGUCGACGUCCUAGCCCGGCGCACGCGUCUCGCAUUCCUGAACGUCAAUGCGUGUCUCGAGGCACUGCCGAAGGUCAUCGACAUCAUGGCGGUCGAGCUCACGUGGAACAAGGGCAGGAAGGAGCAGGAGUGGAAGGAUACAGUCAACUUCCUGGUCAGCAUGGGGUUGUCUGAGGCGCGCGCUGGGAUCACGAGGAAGGAGGUCGAGGGAGGCGUCGUCAGCCGUUGGGCUGAGGAGGAGAUGGUUAGAUCAUCUUGUUCGUUCUCUUCUUCACUCUAA
Tricharina praecox is the source of this 2001-nucleotide messenger RNA. RefSeq names its product glycerol-3-phosphate dehydrogenase. Gene Ontology annotation, cellular component: glycerol-3-phosphate dehydrogenase (FAD) complex; mitochondrion. NCBI's taxonomy places the organism in Eukaryota, Fungi, Ascomycota, Pezizomycetes, Pezizales, Pyronemataceae. Bases 1 to 2001 code for a protein of 666 amino acids. Gene Ontology annotation, biological process: glycerol-3-phosphate metabolic process. The transcript is spliced from 4 exons. Gene Ontology annotation, molecular function: glycerol-3-phosphate dehydrogenase (quinone) activity. The record is from RefSeq and is a predicted model, not a curated record.